Molecule: messenger RNA, 3360 nt
Organism: Acanthopagrus latus (yellowfin seabream)
Lineage: Eukaryota; Metazoa; Chordata; Actinopteri; Spariformes; Sparidae
Gene: trabd
Product: TraB domain containing
Exons: 10
Coding region: 253-1344 (363 amino acids)
Source: RefSeq, a predicted model, not a curated record
GUGUGUCCCAACUGCCAAUGACUACAUGUACCAUCAUGCACCGCGGCUGUCAGUUUCAGCCGAGCAGCGCUGUAAAUGCUGUACAACUGACGAGGAGCAACACCGACACACGGGGCUGGCUUGCUCGCCGCGUUUGGACAAGUCUGCGAAAGCUACGUCAGCAGUCAGUAACGCAGCACUGUCGCUAGCUGUCCGUGAACGCCUCACAGCUCACUCUGCUCUCUGUCACUCUCAGCUCUCAGUGCUUCAGACAUGGAUCAAGACAACAACUCAGAGGAUGAGUCGGUCGGGCCAUCAGAAGAUCCCUCAGAAGAGGAACUCCCUUGUCUACCUCCAGGCCUCUCGGAUGGUGAAGCGGUGGAACUGCUUUGGCAGCUGCGAUCCCAACGGCGCCAGUCGUCUCCUGAGCUCCCUGAGACGGUGACCUGUCUUACUGCCCCUGAUGGCAGCGUCCUGUACCUGGUGGGCACGGCCCACUUCAGUGACAGCAGCAAGAGGGACGUGGCCACGACGAUCCGUGCUGUGCAGCCAGACGUGGUCGUGGUGGAGCUGUGCCAGUACAGGGUGUCUAUGUUGAAUAUGGAUGAGAGUACACUGCUGAGGGAAGCCAAAGACGUCAACCUGGAUAAGGUUCAGCAGGCCAUCAAACAGAACGGGCUGAUGUCCGGCCUGAUGCAGAUUCUCCUGCUCAAAGUUUCGGCUCACAUCACGGAGCAGCUGGGCAUGGCUCCUGGAGGAGAGUUUAGGGAGGCCUUUAAAGAGGCUGGACGCGUACCAUUCUGUAAAUUUCACCUUGGGGACAGGCCGAUCCCGGUCACGUUUAAGAGGGCCAUAGCUGCUCUCAGUCUGUGGCAGAAGGCUCGUCUGGCAUGGGGCCUUUGCUUUCUGUCAGACCCUAUCAGUAAAGAGGAUGUGGAGAAGUGUAAACAGAAGGACCUGCUGGAGCAGACCAUGUCAGAGAUGAUCGGAGAGUUUCCUGCCCUGCACCAGACGAUCGUGGCUGAAAGAGACAUCUACCUCACGCACACGCUCCGCCAGGCUACCCGCUGUGUGGAGGCGCCCCCUAAUGCCCAGAAAGUGCCUGCUGUGGUGGUGGGAGUUGUCGGGAUGGGUCAUGUCCCUGGCAUAGAAAGAAACUGGGAGAAGCAACUCAACAUAAAUGAAAUCAUGAGUGUUGCCCCUCCCUCGCGGUUCGGCUGGGUGUUGCGCACAGUCAUUAAGGGUGUCAUGAUGGGAAUGCUGGGAUACGCCUGCUACCGCGCUGGAGGGACCAUAGGCAGAGCCCUGCUGUCUAUACCAUCGGUCCAAUCUUUACUGGAGACUCUGAGGCCACCCCGUGUUUGACCCCAGUGGUCUUCUCUAAGCCAUCAGUGACACAACUGUUCAUCUAAUAAAACAAUGCAUCUAUCACCAAUGGCCUUAAAACACCGGCGCUGAGGCUGGAGGAGCCCACACCAUGAACUAACAUGGACGUCGAGAGGUAUCGAACCUCCGCCUCGCAUCGAUGUCCCUGUAGACGCAGCAGGGCCGUACUGCCAAAGAAACCGUGACAGUACUUUUUUGUAUGGUUUACAAAUGCCAAUAAUUCCUUUUGAAUAGAUUUUCAUCUUCCCCCACCAUUCCUGUAAAUUAUUACAGUUUUUAUUUGACGAGUAUCAUCGGAAUCAUCUUCAGUCUUCUGCCCCGGUGUGAUACCACUGAGCAGUUUUCUGAGAGAGGCACACUUUUCUAACACUGUCUCCUGAUUCCUUCCUCCUUUCUGGUGCCAAACCAGCAUUUCUUUGGUAAAUGGCCCAUUUUAAGUCCAGCACUUUAUAAGAGACUGGUUGUCUUGUUCUGUACAUGCAGCCUAUGGAAAUCGCUUAGAAAAUAAAACACCAGGUCAGUCAUAACUGUAAGCAACCAAUGACAGAAAUACUGUCUGUGAACUCCAGUUCUAGUGAACGUGGUGUGAGUUAAAUGUCAUCAGAUGUCUGAACUGGAUCGUUGACCAUCAUUUUCUCUUCCUGAAAAAAUAUUAGAAAUGUAUCUUCUACAAAACUCACAGAAAAGAUUAGUAUAAGACAAAAUUGACUUCCGCCCACAUCGACAGACAAGUGCCUCACACUGCAGCAGUAAGGGCUACACUGGUGAAGUAAAUGGAAUGGCAAAUGUGUGUUAUAUGCAUCAUACAGAUACGACAACCAAAUGGUCAAUGCAAGUUUCUAUUAUUCUGUCUUUAUAUAACUAUAUGAUAGUGUUAUUUUAUAAAUACUGUUGCCUGUAACAGGAACAUGUAGUUUUGUCUCGUCUUGUUAUUUUAUGGCCACUCAGACAUUCAGCUUGUGACCCGACCUGCAGGACAGGCUUCAGUGUGCCUCGGGAUGAGCAAUGCAGUGAACUUGUAAUUUGUAGAUUUGAUUGUACCUCUGCUAUGAGGCACCCGAGCACAUGAGCUCAUACUGGCUUCAUCUCUGAGUGAGGGUUCACAUGCAGAAACAUGCAUCUUGUACAGAAAAAUCAGCUCAGAGAAACAUCUGUCAUCCAGCUCCAGAUGUUUGGACUUUUAUGAGAUAUGCAUUUUCAUUUGUCGGCGUGGUUGUAAAACGUUGAUUGAGAUAAUGGUGAUGAAAUUGGUUUAUUUUCCUGCAACUUAAGGUUUGAACUUGACUGUAAUGAUUUCUCAGUGGAUUUCCCAUGAAUGGAGAUUGGAGGUGAAGCCUUACUCUGCUUUCACUGCUGCCUUUGACCCUCAGAUUGCCUCGUCUGCUGAGGCACCGACCCGGAUCCUCGGUACCUUGUUGUUGCACAUGUUAAAUUUGGCUGCAUGACUGGAUGACCCUGGAACUCUGUUGACCCUUGAACUCUGUUAUGUGGGACACGUCCCAAUAAAUCCAGCAUUACCGAUAUUGAACCAACUUCAAUUUACAGAUUUUCUAUCUAGUUUUUAUGUUAAAUGAUUUUAGGUAGAGGGCUCAAAUAAUUGGAUGUAUUUAUAAAAAGGACUUUGCUUGUUUUUAAUUUGUGAGCUGGUCCAGUGAACUCCUGUGGGAAGCAGUACCGCUCCGUCUCAGAAUCACGAUUAAAACCACUUGCAAGUUUUCCAGACAUGAAACUGGCUCAGACACCGUGUCUUCCAGUUGAUCAAAUAAUUGUGGAGGAAAUCAUGCCUCAGUCCCUCAGCAGUAAAAUAUCAUCGAGCAUUACGUGUCUGUUUCCCUCCCACAUCAUUUCCAAAGGUUUCAUCGACUGUAUGUUUGAGAGCUGCCAAGAGAAAACUAUGAAUGUCUGUAUGUGUGGUAGGUUUGUUUUCCCUGCAGCCUUGUGUGGUGUUGUCACUGUCACCGAAACCAAACAUUAAAUCCUAACUUCUAUGAUAAA